Molecule: messenger RNA, 1008 nt
Organism: Triticum turgidum subsp. durum (durum wheat)
Lineage: Eukaryota; Viridiplantae; Streptophyta; Magnoliopsida; Poales; Poaceae
Source: the annotation of a GenBank genome assembly
AUGAAUCUGAAUACGUUACAUGCGUGGAUGCAGGAGCAACUCCAGCCGCCGUUCUCCGCGGACGACGACGACGUGGCGAAGCGACCGAAGUGCCCUCCGUUUCGCCCGGUCAUCUUCCACGACGGUCGGCUCGUGCGCCGGCCGACGGCGCUCAUGUCCAUCGCCAUCCUCCUCUGGAUCCCCCUCGGCGUCCUCCUCGCCAUCGUCCGCAUCACGCUCGGCAUCGUCCUCCCCAUCCAGGCCCUCCCCUACGUCGCCCCCUUCGUCGGCGGCGCCGUCAUCACGCGCGGCCGGCCCCCCGCCCCGACUACCGGCGCCAACGGCUCGCCCACGGGCGUCCUCUUCGUCUGCACGCACCGCACGCUCAUGGACCCGGUGGCGCUCGCGUUCGUGCUCGGCCGGCGCGUGGCCGCCGUGACCUACUCCCUCUCCCGGCUCUCGGAGGUCCUGUCGCCGAUCCCGACGGUGCGGUUGACGCGCGACCGCGACACGGACGCGGCGCGGAUGCGGGCGGAGCUGGCGCGGGGCGACGUGGCGGUGUGCCCCGAGGGCACCACCUGCCGGGAGCCCUUCCUGCUCCGCUUCUCGGCGCUGUUCGCGGAGCUGAGCGACCGGAUCGUCCCCGUGGCGACCAACUACCGCGUGGGGCUCUUCCACCCGACGACGGCGCGGGGGUGGAAGGCCAUGGACCCCAUCUUCUUCUUCAUGAACCCGCGGCCGGUGUACGAGGUGACGUUCCUGAACCAGCUCCCCGCCGAGGCGACGUGCGCCGCCGGGAGGAGCCCCGUCGACGUCGCCAACUACGUGCAGAGGAUACUCGCGGCCACGCUGGGGUUCGAGUGCACCACCUUCACCCGCAAGGACAAGUACCGGGUGCUCGCCGGCAACGACGGCAUCGUCGGCGCCAAGCCCGCCGCGAUGGCGACGGCGACGGCGGCGACCAAGCCAGGAUGGCAGCGCCGGGUCAGGGAGGUGCUCGGGUUCUUGCGCUUCACCAAGAUCGAUUAA